AUGUUUGUUGCAGUUGUCGUUUGUGGCGUUGAUAACUUUAGAGAUAGUUAUGGUGAUGGCGAUGCAGAUGUCAGUGAUGCUGCCGUCGCUCUGUUGCCUGUGCAAGGCAUUUUGAACAUUUACUUGAUCUCUGUUGACAGAUCAGCUGCACAAAAAUCAGUGCUUCUUCAACUGUGGCAGCCAAUAAAGAAUAAAGAGCAGAGGGAAGAGGAAAGACAGGAUAAGAGAAAGGAGGGAAACGAGGAACAAGCUGGACACAAGGGUGCUUCUUAG
Enterobius vermicularis (human pinworm) is the source of this 273-nucleotide messenger RNA. Lineage: Eukaryota; Metazoa; Nematoda; Chromadorea; Rhabditida; Oxyuridae. The record is from the annotation of a GenBank genome assembly.